CCUGCCUUCCCGGCAGGAUUGUCCCCUCGGGGAUUGCCUCAAUCAGGAGCUAUCGUCGGCCAAGAUAAUCAAUCCCACAAAGCUUGAUGGCCUUUUCCCGGAUAUGAGAGCCCUCCCUCGACCAUCCUGCUCAUCCCCUUUAUGUGCCUCACGACCUCUGCAGCCGGCCAGCAGUCAACAUGAAGGCCCUUCAGGAUGAGUACGAUCUGGGGUAUCGCAAUCUCGAGGAACCGGCGCCGUCCUCCGCGCGCCCGUUAUCGACCAUGCUGCUGCCACCCCGGACGGCCGGGUUCUGGGGAGCCGGGUGGGCCUGGGAGAUUCUGAGCUGUGUCAUUGCCGUGGCCGCCCUGGUCGCCAUCGCCGUCGUCCUCUACAAUUAUGAUGGCCGGCCCAUGCCGGACUGGCCGUACGGCAUCACUCUCAAUGCCCUGAUUUCACUCCUGGUGACGGUCAUGAAGGCAGCCAUGGUCUUUCCCAUCACUGAGGGGCUGUCCCAGCUUAAGUGGUCGUGGUUUAACCGGGGCAAUCGACUGAGUGACUUGUCGCUGUUGGACGCCGCCAGCCGUGGAGCUGUCAGCGCCACCUUUGUUCUGUUCCGCUUCUUGCCUCGCCACCUGGUAUCUAUCGGAUGCUUCAUCCUCGUGGUGGCCGCAGCCAUUGCUCCGUUUGUCCAGCAAGUCAUCAAUACCACCGCGCAGCCGGUCACCUCCCUCGACCAGUCCUCCAUCCGCGUGUGCAAUACCAGCAGUUAUGUCGACUAUGGUGAGGGCGCUGGCCCUGGUAUGAACAAAGUCCCUUUGUCGACCACCGGAGCCAUCUACACCGGCCUUUUCCAAAGCCAGGGGCCCAACAGCAACGUGCUCACGAUGACUUGUCCCACGGGGAACUGUACAUUCGCCCCAUAUCAGUCCCUGGGGUUUUGUAGUCGCUGCGCCAACAUCACGGAGGAUCUCACGCUGGGCAACACCUCGACGAGUACUAUGGCAUCCUACGACUAUCAGCUACCCAACGGAUUCAGCUUCCAUACCUCAUGGAGCUCGAUGUAUCUGAUGAACUCCACCACCGGGCUGGACCUGAUUCGGCUGCAAACCGACGACCUACCACUUAUUUUGAACUUUACGGCGAUCAGCGCCGCCGGCUACGGCGUUCCGCCGCAGAUCAGCGCGACCGAGUGCGCCUUAUACUUUUGCGUCCAGACAUACCACGCAGCCGUACAGAAAGGCCAAUACAAUGAGACAAUGAUCUCCACGGCCACAUUAUCCAACAGUUCCGCUUCAGAUGUCACAGAGGACAUCACCCUGAUGCCCGAGACAUGCUACGUGAACGGGACGCAGCGUCAGGACCGCACCAACUGCACCUACUCUGUCAGCUGGCUCAGCCGGCUAGCCAUGUCCAACUCCGUGACGCCACUGAUCGAGGGGCAGGGAUCGCUGUUCGUGAGCAACCGACCAUAUUGGUCAUCAGAUACCAUGCGUGCAGUCUAUGGCGUGGAGGGCAACUAUACCGACGUGAACUCCAUGUUCCAAUCGCUGGCAUCAGCGUUGACAACACACGCACGGUCUGCCGUCUGUGCCGCCUCAUUCAACGGCACCACCUGGACAAUCGAGUCAUUUGUCCACGUCCAAUGGCCAUGGCUAACCCUACCAAUUGUCCUGAUGGUGCUGACCCUCGUUUUCCUCAUCACGACAGUGAUCCGUACCCGGAACCAGUUUAUCUGGAAAUCGUCCCCUCUGGCGUUGUUGUUCUCAGAUAUCGCCGUUGAAGCGCCGCACGCAUUCGAGCGUAGUCCAGACCUAAGCCAUAUGGAAGAGACGUCGCGAAAGAUGAAUGUGUGGCUCGAGACGACGAUGAAGGGAGCGAAACUGAAAGGGGUGGUGGGCUGACCUGUAUUUAAUCAUAUACAUAUUAUCAUCAAUGUAUUAGCACUGUACCUGAG
This is a messenger RNA of Aspergillus sclerotioniger CBS 115572, 1936 nucleotides long. RefSeq names its product DUF3176 domain-containing protein. Bases 264 to 1883 code for a protein of 539 amino acids. NCBI's taxonomy places the organism in Eukaryota, Fungi, Ascomycota, Eurotiomycetes, Eurotiales, Aspergillaceae. The transcript has 2 exons. The record is from RefSeq and is a predicted model, not a curated record.